Carcharodon carcharias (great white shark) is the source of this 700-nucleotide messenger RNA. RefSeq names its product calsenilin-like. Gene Ontology annotation, biological process: regulation of potassium ion transmembrane transport; negative regulation of transcription by RNA polymerase II. Gene Ontology annotation, cellular component: nucleus; voltage-gated potassium channel complex. Gene Ontology annotation, molecular function: DNA-binding transcription repressor activity, RNA polymerase II-specific; calcium ion binding; potassium channel regulator activity. The record is from RefSeq and is a predicted model, not a curated record. The transcript has 8 exons. Lineage: Eukaryota; Metazoa; Chordata; Chondrichthyes; Lamniformes; Lamnidae. The coding region runs from base 1 to 678 and encodes 225 amino acids.
AUGGAGUUAAUCGCUGUGGCUGUAGUGAUUGUCCUGUUCAUCGGAGUUCUCAAACAGUUCGGCAUCCUGGAGCCCAUGUCUAUGGAAGACAGCAGCGAGACCGAUGAGGAGCUGUCGGCAGUGCGACACCAGCCUGAGGCGCUCGAUGAGCUGCAAGCCCGAACCAAGUUCUCUAAGAAGGAAAUCCAGUCGCUUUACAGGGGCUUCAAAAACGAAUGUCCCAGUGGAAUGGUGGAUGAGAAAACUUUCAAAGCAAUUUAUUCCCAGUUCUUCCCACAGGGAGAUGCUACAACAUACGCACACUUCCUCUUUAAUGCGUUCGACACAGACAGGAGCGGGGCAAUCCGAUUUGAGGACUUUGUUAUUGGUCUCUCUGUGUUAUUGCGUGGGACCAUCGAUGAGAAACUCAACUGGGCAUUCAAUUUAUAUGACAUCAAUAAGGAUGGUUACAUCACCAAGGAGGAAAUGUUGGCUAUCAUUCAGUCGAUCUACGAUAUGAUGGGCAGGUACACAUACCCCAUCCUACACCAAGACACUCCCUUCGAACACGUCGAGAAAUUCUUUCAGAAGAUGGACAGGAACCAGGACGGAGUGGUGACGAUUGAUGAAUUCCUGCAGACCUGCCAGAAGGACGAAAACAUCAUGCGUUCAAUGCAGAUCUUCGAAAACGUGAUCUAGAUGCAAGCAGCUCCCACACUGA